Molecule: messenger RNA, 1155 nt
Organism: Gymnodraco acuticeps
Lineage: Eukaryota; Metazoa; Chordata; Actinopteri; Perciformes; Bathydraconidae
Product: endophilin-B2-like
Biological process (GO): membrane organization
Cellular component (GO): membrane; cytoplasm
Molecular function (GO): protein binding
Source: RefSeq, a predicted model, not a curated record
AUGGAUUUCAACGUGAAGAUAGCCUCCGGUGCUGGAGUGUUUUUCACGCGGGCUGUCCAGUUCACAGAGGAGAAGCUGGGCCAGGCGGAGAAGACGGAGCUGGACGCUCACUUUGAGAACCUGAUGAUCCGCGCAGACUGCACCAAGCUGUGGACGGAGAAAAUCUACAGACAGACUGAAGUCCUGCUGCAGCCCAACCCAAUCGAUCACACUGGUGCCAGGAUUGAAGAGUUCCUCUAUGAGAAGUUGGAUAGGAAGGCCCCCUCCAGAAAUACCAAUGCAGAGCUGCUGGGCCAUUACAUGCAGGACGCAGCAAAAGAGUUUGGUCCAGGAACUCCUUAUGGGAGUACUUUGAUGGAGGUGGGGGAAUGUGAAAGAAGAUUAGGAGCUGCAGAGAGGGACUUCCUCCAGACGUCUGCCAUCAGCUUUCUCACCCCGCUCAGGAACUUUCUGGAAGGAGACUGGAGGACAAUAUCCAAAGAACGGCGUCUUCUGGAAAAUCUGCGCUUGGACCUUGAUUCCUGUAAGACCCGUCUGAAGAAGGCCAAGGCGGCUGAGGCCAGGUCUGCGUGUGACGGGGAAACGGCUCCAGAUUUUCAGGAGACCAGACCCCGAAACUAUGUGCUUUCUGCCAGUGCAUCUGCGCUCUGGAGUGAGGAAGUGGAAAAAGCCGAGCAUGAGCUCAGAGUGGCCCAAACUGAGUUUGAUCGCCAAGCAGAGGUUACACGGCUGCUCCUGGAGGGCAUCAGCAGUACACAUGUGAACCACUUGCGCUGCCUGCAUGAGUUUGUGGAGGCCCAGGCCGCCUACUAUAAGCAGUGUGACUUCCACAUGAAAGAACUACAGAAAGAGCUGAGCAGGCUUCCCAAUGCGUUUGCACUGAGCUCCACUCACCCUGCAGCUCCGGCAUCAGAAGGCAGCCCGCUGGAGACGGACACUCUGAAGAUAGAGGAAGUCCAGGCCCCGGCUACAGGGACCCGCAAGGCCAAAGUCCUUUAUGAUUAUGAUGCUGCUGACUCCAGCGAGCUCUCCCUUCUAGCUGACGAGCUCAUCACAGUGUAUACAGUGCCAGGGAUGGACUCGGACUGGCUGAUUGGAGAGAGAGGAAACCAGAAAGGAAAAGUGCCUGUCACAUACCUGGAGCUCCUCAGCUAA